CAGUGAGGAGCUUUUCCCUGCUCGUUCCCAUCGGGCACGCUCUCCCAGGCCGGGUCCCCCGGCUAAUUGCUCAGGAAAUCCGCGCUGCUCAUUGUCGGGCUGUCCUUAAGCUGCUAAUUCCGAGCUGGGAGAGGCUCUGGAAGGGAAUCCAUGGAUAGAGCCCCGCGAGAGGGACCCAGCGGAGAGCCGGGGCGGGGCGGGCUCCGGCGCUAAUAACACAUCCCUGCCCAAUGGAAAGCGUUUCCUAUGGAGACCCCCAGGAGUUCCCCCUGCCCACAGCCCCUGCCCAGACAUUGGGCCCAUUCUUGCGUCCCGUUUUGCCCAGACACGGUGGCAGCGGCGCUGGGCAGCCCCGAUCCCGCUCGGAACAAAGGCCGGGCAGCAGCGCGGAGUUUGGCGAUGAGCGGCUGAACUCGCACAAAGUGGGAUUUCCGCGGGGGAAUAACGCGGCCCGUGGGCCAGGGACACAAAGGACUGUCAGGGAGGGAUCCCGAGGAAGCCCCGAGCCGUGGGAAUGGUGGCGGUGCCGGAUGAAAGGAUCCAUGAGGGAGAUGCGCUAGGAAGGAGUCCAGCCACCUCCCUGGAAUGUGUUCCUUCGGGAAGGGACGAGCUCCCUGCCUUAUUUUAUGGAUGUCACUGAAGUAGACUUUGAAGGCCUUUGGAAGCCCAUCCCAGACUUGGCAUGGGAAACCACAGCAACAACCAUACCUGCCUGACAGAUGAUUCCUUCAAGUACAACCUGUACGGAGCCGUGUACAGCGUGGUCUUCAUCCUUGGCUUGAUCACAAACUGCGCCUCCCUCUUCGUUUUCCUCUUCCGGAUGAAGAUGCGGAGCGAGACGGCCAUUUUCAUGACCAACCUGGCGGUUUCAGACUUGCUUUUUGUCUUCACUUUGCCCUUCAAGAUUUUUUACAACUUCAACAGGCACUGGCCCUUCGGGGACAGCCUGUGCAAGAUCUCGGGCACGGCGUUCCUCACCAACAUCUACGGGAGCAUGUUGUUCCUCACCUGCAUCAGCGUGGAUCGCUUCCUGGCCAUCGUGUAUCCCUUCCGCUCCCGCACCAUCCGCACCAGGAGGAAUUCCGCCAUCGUCUGCGCCGGCGUUUGGAUCCUGGUCCUCAGCGGCGGAAUUUCGGCCUCGCUGUUCUCCACGACCAACGUGUCCAACACCAGCACCACCUGUUUCGAAGGGUUCUCCAAAAGGAUCUGGAAAACCUACCUGUCCAAGAUCACCAUAUUUAUUGAGGUGGUGGGAUUCAUCAUCCCUCUGCUGCUCAACCUCACGUGCUCCUCGCUGGUUCUCCGGACUUUACGGAAGCCGGCCACCCUGUCCCAGAUUGGGACGAACAAGGAGAAAGUGCUGAAGAUGAUCAUUGUGCACGUGGCCAUUUUCGUCGUGUGCUUUGUCCCCUACAACUCCAUCCUGUUCCUGUACGCGCUCGUGCGCUCCCAGGCCAUCGCCAACUGCUCCCUGGAGAGGUUUGCCAGGACCAUGUAUCCCAUCACGUUGUGUAUCGCCACCCUCAACUGCUGCUUUGACCCCUUCAUCUACUACUUCACCUCCGAGUCCUUCCAGAAGUCCUUCAACAUCAAAACCCAGAUCAAAAUGGAUUCUCUCUUCAAGACAGAGAUGCCGCUCACAAAGACGGCGCUGCCGGCGCCGCAGGAUGAGAUCAGUGACCAGGCCAUCACCAACGGGGGAGAUCCCACAUCUGAAUCCCAUUUCUAGGGAGAUGUUUACACAGGGAGUUACCCCCCAUUAACUCCUGAUUAACAGCACGUGGCAAAGAGCAGCUCCAGAAAACGGGGGCUCACACGUGGGGUUAAUGAAGAAAAGCUGCUGGGGGACGACGGAUCCUCGCACUGGGAUGGUCCCACCACGUUCCACAGGUGAACACAAAGCAUGAAAAUCCCAAUGGAUCUCCCUUUGGAGAUUAUGGAUAGGCUACAACACAUGCAUCAACUCAGGAGGGAACAGAACAGCUUCUUUAACCAGAAGAUGCCAACAUUUGGCAUUUUUUCCCCUCAGCAGUUGACAUGGGACCAGUUGGGAAAUAGAAAAUUUCAUUUUUUUAGAGAUUACUGCCAAUAUUUCUGCCUUCUGCAGGUGCAUCCUCAUCGUCAUAUGUUAACUCAGUAACUUCCCACAAUAUGUAUGUUUGCUUACAAAGGCAUAAUAAAAGCUUGUGGCUUUUCCUUACUCCA
Passer domesticus (house sparrow) is the source of this 2205-nucleotide messenger RNA. RefSeq names its product lysophosphatidic acid receptor 4 (gene LPAR4). The transcript is spliced from 2 exons. The record is from RefSeq and is a predicted model, not a curated record. The coding region runs from base 683 to 1729 and encodes 348 amino acids. Gene Ontology annotation, cellular component: plasma membrane. Gene Ontology annotation, biological process: positive regulation of Rho protein signal transduction; phospholipase C-activating G protein-coupled receptor signaling pathway. Lineage: Eukaryota; Metazoa; Chordata; Aves; Passeriformes; Passeridae. Gene Ontology annotation, molecular function: lysophosphatidic acid receptor activity.